Messenger RNA from Stegodyphus dumicola, 690 nucleotides. Its product is annotated as proto-oncogene tyrosine-protein kinase receptor Ret-like. Gene Ontology annotation, biological process: protein phosphorylation; multicellular organism development; homophilic cell-cell adhesion. The record is from RefSeq and is a predicted model, not a curated record. Gene Ontology annotation, molecular function: transmembrane receptor protein tyrosine kinase activity; calcium ion binding; ATP binding. Gene Ontology annotation, cellular component: plasma membrane; signaling receptor complex. Lineage: Eukaryota; Metazoa; Arthropoda; Arachnida; Araneae; Eresidae.
GCUAAAACGCGGUAGCAGCUGCUCUUAGAUGAAACAUAGCAUUGCAGCUGCCAGUCAGUCGCAGUUAGCUGUGACCACUGGUCAUUCGAUCUGAUUUAUUGCCAGUCAUAACCAUCAUAAUGUUUAGUUUAAUUUAUUUAGUGUUAAGCAUCAAUCACGUUAACUGUCUCACGUUUCUACAAGGCACAGCAUCGUUGAAUCUUCCUUACGGUUUCCCAGUGGCCUCCAGUUUCUAUCGACUUCAAGUUCUAGACGAGACAACAGGGCAGCUCACAAAAGAGAAACUCACUUUCCACAUCCUCAAAAGUGUCGCUUUCCCUAAUGAAGCUAAAGCAGGACGAGGACUUUUUACAGUUGAUGAACAUACUGGUUCCCUGAUGCUGUCUCCUCACAGAAAACAUUCGCUGUCAGAGUACAAAGGAUCUACAUUUGCCUUGGACAUCGUUACCAUGCCGUCUGACCGCCCUUCAGGCAAUACAACACAUGCCACGGUUGUUAUUACUGUAACUAAUCAUAGUUUUGCUUCUCCAGACUGCAGACCUCGAGACGAACUUUGCUUCUCUUCAGAUGAAAUUCAGUAUUCAUUAUUCGAGACAACGCCACCAGGAACACUACUGGGAAGUCUAAGACCUCUGCCAUACUCCAGGUUAUGCCCUGAUGCUGAUGUACAGUACAACCUGUCUUUUGAUG